Messenger RNA from Ziziphus jujuba (common jujube), 2176 nucleotides. RefSeq names its product trihelix transcription factor GTL2. NCBI's taxonomy places the organism in Eukaryota, Viridiplantae, Streptophyta, Magnoliopsida, Rosales, Rhamnaceae. Bases 194 to 2095 code for a protein of 633 amino acids. The record is from RefSeq and is a predicted model, not a curated record. The transcript is spliced from 2 exons.
AGAAACCCAAGUUUGGUGUUUUGUUAAGAGAGAGAGAGAGAGAGAGAAAAAAAAAAAAAAAAAAAGGUCGGUGUUUAUGUAGUGUCCUUUCCAACAUUUAGCCAAUUUACAGUGAGAGAGCAAAACGGAGAAAAAAGGGUAAAGAGAGAGAGCUAAUUAGCUAAGAGAGCGAAAAAACACAUACACAACAAAGAUGUUUGAUGGAGUGCCUGACCAGUUGCACCAAUUCAUAGCCUCCUCAAGAAGUACUACUACUUCCUCUCUUCCUCUACCUCUCUCUUCUUUCCCUCUUCAUGCUUCUCCUUCACCCAAUACUAUUACUUUCCCUCCCCUUGAUGCUUAUUCUAAUAAUCAUCAUCAUAACCAUCAUCAAGUCCCUCUGCAACCUCAUCAUCAAGUACUUUUGCAACCAUUGCACCACAACCCUCCUCCUCCUGCUCAGAAGAUUAAUCAUGAAGAGAAAGAAGGAAACAACUUGGUUAAUUCUUUUAAUUUGGAGAUUGAUGAUGAUACAGACAGAUCAUCAAUACCGGAACCGGUUGCUCCUCCUCCUCCCCCUCCAUGGAGCCAUGAUGAAGUUCUUGCACUGUUGAGGAUCAGAUCUACCAUGGAGAAUUGGUUCCCAGACUUCACUUGGGAACAUAUCUCAAGGAAGAUGGCAGAGCUUGGUUUCAAAAGGAGUGCUGAGAAAUGCAAGGAAAAAUUUGAAGAGGAAAGCAGAUACUUCAACAACAUUAAUUACAUAAAGAACUACAGGUUUCUCACUGAGCUUGAGGAACUCUAUCAUGGUCAUGAUCAUCCUCAUCAUCAUCAAAACCCUCAAGUUGUUGGUGCUGAAAAGAGCCAAAAGGCACAAGCAGUAGAUAAGCCAAGUGAAAGAAGAGAAGGAGAAGAAGAUAAAAGAGGUCAGAGUGUGGAGAAAGAAUCAGAGAAUAAUGAAGAGAAAAUGAUGAUGGAAGAAAGACUGAAGAGGAAGAAAAGAAAAAGACAUAAGAGUUUUGAGAUUUUCAAAGGUUUCUGUGAGGACAUUGUGAACAAGAUGAUGGCUCAGCAGGAAGAGAUGCAAAACAAGCUUCUUGAAGAUAUGGUGAAGAGGGAUGAAGAGAAAGUGGCAAAAGAAGAAGCUUGGAAGAAGCAAGAGAUACUGAGGAUGAAUAAGGAGCUUGAAAUUAUGGCUCAUGAACAAGCUCUUGCUGGUGAUAGACAAGCUACAAUAAUUGAGUUCUUGAAGAAAUUCACAUCCACUUCUUCUUCUUCUUCUGGUGGGGAAAUUCUUAAGAGUUUCAACCCAUUUAUUCCUCCAACUUCAUCUUCUUCAAUUCAACCACUACAAAACCCUAAUCCUACAUCUACUAGUACUGUUGGUAAUCGUCAUCAAAAUUCUAAUUCUUUAUCCCUUGUAGUACCCGAAAACCCUAGUUCAAAUCCUGCUACUCCAACCAUUCCAAAGCUACCCACUACUUCAUCUCCACUAGCUUCCAAAAACCCUAAUUCUUUCGACACCCAAAAGAAGCCAUUAACACCUACUUCAACAUCAUGUUCAAUACAGAAAGUCCCUCAAAACCCUAGUUCCAAUGAGAAAGAUGAUAUUGGGAAAAGAUGGCCAAGAGAUGAAGUACUGGCUUUGAUAAACCUAAGGUGCAGUCUGUACAAUAGCAAUGAAGAUAAAGAAGGAGUCAAAGCCCCGUUAUGGGAGAGAAUAUCCCAAGGAAUGCUGGAUUUGGGUUAUAAAAGAAGUGCCAAGAGAUGCAAAGAAAAAUGGGAGAACAUAAAUAAGUACUUCAGGAAAACCAAGGAUGUUAACAAGAAAAGGUCAAUUGAUUCUAGGACUUGUCCUUAUUUUCAUCAAUUAAGCACUUUGUAUAAUCAAGGAACCGUAAAUGCUGGACAUCCCACUCAAGUCCAGGAACAUUGCUCGGCCAAUUCGCCGGAAAGCCACUCUUCGGCUUUGCCGGAAACCACCGGCCGCGGUGGAAAUUCUUCUCUAGUAGGAAUAGUAGGGUCUUCUUUCACCGCUGAUUCUUGUUUGCAUGAUACCAAUCAAGGUGCGAGAAAUAUGGUGCAGGUUUCAGCAGCCUUUGAUUUUGAAUUCUAAAUUUUUUUUGUUUUUGGAUAUUUGAUUAAUCAUGUGCAUUUAUCGAUGAUAAUAAUAUCUAGCUGCUACUUUUUUGUGUGA